Molecule: messenger RNA, 1722 nt
Organism: Salvia miltiorrhiza (redroot sage)
Lineage: Eukaryota; Viridiplantae; Streptophyta; Magnoliopsida; Lamiales; Lamiaceae
Product: zinc finger protein CONSTANS-LIKE 13
Exons: 4
Coding region: 353-1417 (354 amino acids)
Molecular function (GO): zinc ion binding; protein binding
Source: RefSeq, a predicted model, not a curated record
AAAUAUAGAAACCAUCUACCAAACCCAACAUUUUCAGUUAAUAUUAAACAAAUUAACCAAUCACAGUAACGAAAAAAUAAAUUAAAAAAAUACAGUUUUCCUAGAAUUCAUCUGCUUCUUCCCUCUCACAAUUUAUACGUAGAUAUUAUGACACGUGAAUAGCGAUAAGGUUUUGCUUUUCGUUUUACCAUCUUCCUCACUCUCACACACGCUCAAAAUCCCACUGCUUCAAUCCUCAAAAUUUUCUGCAGAGAGUUUGCAGCACGUCAAUCAUUCCUAGAGAUCUUCCACUUUCUCUCGUAAAAUCCAACGAUAAAGAAAAAGAGGCGAGAUAUUAUAAUUAUUUAACGCCAUGAGUGAAGCAGAGCUUGAUAUGCACAAUUCUGUUUCUAGGGAUCAAAGCGACCGUCUCUGCGAUUUCUGCAACGAGUCGAAGGCGCUGCUCUACUGCCGCGCGGACUCGGCGAAGCUCUGCUUCAGCUGCGAUCGCGAGGUGCACUCCACGAAUCCGCUCUUCAAGAAGCACAACCGCUCGCUCCUGUGCAAUUCGUGCAGUUCCUCGCCCUCGUCGAUCUUCUGCUGCACCGAAUCGGCGGUGCUCUGCCAGAACUGCGAUUGGGAGAUCCACAACAGCUUCGGGUCGAUCCACGACCGCCGGCCGCUGGAGGGGUUCACCGGCUGUCCUUCCGUCACCGAGCUGCUCGGGUUUUUAGGGUUGCAGGAUUUGGGGAAGAAAUCAUUGGAUCUCGGCGGCGGGAACGAUGAGGAGUUUUUGGAUAUGUUGGUGUGGGAGACUCCGUCCGUCGUCAGCCUCGAUGAUUUGAUCGUCGCCAAUGAUUAUGAUCAUUCUGCCCCUGCUUUUCAGGCUACCGGCGUGCCCCCUUUGCCUAAGAAUCGAAAUGCAUCAUGUGGUAAACACAAAGAAGAAAUAUUUUUCCAACUUCACAAGAUGGCAAAAAAGGAUCCAAACUACAGUGGCUCCCUUGAAGAUUUUGUUGAAAACAAUCAACCACAAGUAACUGCAAAAUGUGUGAAGGCAAGUCCUUGCCUCCAACAUAAAGAGGAACCGGAUAGUAAUGUAGAUUGGUGUUUCGGUGGAGGGGUUCAAGAUGAAGGCUUUCCUUCCACAUAUUUUGGUGAUUUCAGUGAGAUGAGCCAUUUGGUGCCGGACAAGGAUUCAGAUGCCGGUUUCCAAGAGAUUCAAGCGUUUGUUCCUGCCGAUUCCAAGGCCUUUCAACUGCUUCCUACUGCUGCAGCGCGUGAACUCAACAGCCAAGAACGAGACUCUGCACUAUCGCGCUACAAAGAGAAGAAGAAAACUAGGAGGUACGACAAGCAUGUGAGAUACGAAUCAAGGAAAGUUCGAGCAGAAAGUAGGAUGAGAAUAAAGGGCCGUUUUGCAAAGAAGGAUCGCUAGUUUCUACUCUGCAACGGUGUAUGAGUGCUUUCUAUAGUGAGAUUGUGAUAAGGCGAUAUAUAUAAUGAUGAGGAAAUUAAAACGAGAACGUAUAUUCUUUGGGUACUAACAGCAAUUUGUUAGGCAAAUGUUAGCUUAGCUUUUCCUAGUUUUGCUGUCGGAAAAUGUAGCUGUUAGUAACACACAUUUGUUUGUUGUCUCCCAACGACGAAUGUGUAUGUGUUUGUAGCCAUGGAAAUUAGUUAUAUGUAACAUGAGAUAUGUAUUGUUAUGAUAUUGAGAAGAGUUGGAACAUGUUAAUUUCA